Molecule: messenger RNA, 1782 nt
Organism: Kuraishia capsulata CBS 1993
Lineage: Eukaryota; Fungi; Ascomycota; Pichiomycetes; Pichiales; Pichiaceae
Exons: 1
Coding region: 1-1782 (593 amino acids)
Biological process (GO): transmembrane transport; carbohydrate transport
Cellular component (GO): membrane
Molecular function (GO): carbohydrate:proton symporter activity
Source: RefSeq, a predicted model, not a curated record
AUGGAUGCACACGAAAUUCCAAGUGGCCCUCUGGUCGGGAAGGCCUUGUUAUACUUCACCAGUGUUUUCGUCAGUCUGGGAGUGUUCCUGUUUGGAUAUGACCAGGGUGUCAUGUCUGGUGUCAUUACAGGUCCCUAUUUCAAGCUUUAUUUCAACAAUCCCUCUAGCUCUACUAUUGGAACCACGGUAGCGAUUUUGGAGAUUGGAGCUUUGGUCUCGUCUCUAUAUGUGGGGCAUAUUGGCGAUGUUAUUGGCAGGAGAAGAACGAUUAGAUAUGGGGCCUUAAUUUUCGUGAUUGGUGGAGCGGUCCAAACUUUUGCUGUGUCAAUCCAUAACCUGAUUCUGGGAAGAAUCAUUAGUGGUAUCGGCGUGGGUCUGCUGUCCACCAUAGUACCGGUUUACCAGUCUGAAAUCUCACCUCCGCAUAAUAGAGGAAAGCUGGCCUGUAUAGAGUUCACAGGAAAUAUCGUUGGAUAUGCCAGUUCAGUGUGGACAGAUUAUUUCUGCACAUUUAUAGAGAGCGAUCUGUCUUGGAGAGUGCCAUUGUUUGUCCAAUGCGUCAUCGGAAUGUUUUUGCUGUUCGGUUCGUUUGUCAUUGUGGAGAGUCCAAGAUGGUUGCUGGACCACGAUCACGAUGCUGAGGGAAUCGUUGUGAUUGCGGAUUUGUAUGCUGGUGGUGAUGUCAAUGCGGAAGCUGCUCGUGAAGAGUUUCGGGGCAUAAAGGAGUCGGUUCUCAUGAGCAGGAUGGAGGGCGAAAAGACUUAUUCUGAGAUGUUCAAAAGAUACUCCACACGUCUGUUUAUAGCCAUGUCGGCUCAGGUUUUUGCCCAGUUCAAUGGUAUCAAUGUGAUCUCGUAUUAUGCACCCUUGGUGUUUGAACAGGCGGGCUGGCUAGGCAGAGACGCCAUUCUCAUGACCGGUAUAAACGGUAUCGUAUAUAUCAUGAGCACAAUUCCGCCUUGGUAUCUAGUGGACAACUGGGGUCGUCGCCCAAUUUUAAUUUCUGGUGGUAUAAUCAUGGCAUUGUCACUGUUCAUGGUCUCUUAUGUGAGCUACUUGGACAUCGCCAGAACUCCAGCUUUGGUUGUCACGUUCGUGAUAAUCUACAAUGCAGGGUUUGGCUUUUCGUGGGGUCCAAUUCCUUGGUUAUUUCCCCCAGAAAUUCUGCCUUUGAGUGUUAGGGCCAAAGGUGCUUCCAUGUCGACUGCUACCAAUUGGGCUGCGAACUUUGUGGUUGGUCAAUUGGCACCUGUUCUGUUGGAAACAAUCCAUUGGAGACUAUAUUUGAUCCACACUGCCUCGUGUAUCAUAUCUGUGAUCGUGGUAAUCACUGUGUAUCCAGAAACGUCUGGUUUGCAACUAGAAGACAUGGACUCGCUGUUUGACGAUAGGUCGUCCACAUUUAGUUUCCAUGGAAAUUCAUCAACGUACGGAGCCACUAACGACGACGACACAAGCUUGCUGAGCUCAAGGUUUCGCUCAGCAGCAGCAAUGGCUAGGCACCCUCUCGGUGACUCUAUUGGUUCGCAUUCCCAGCUAUUACACACAAGCGAUAUGAGUGUCCAUUCGCAAACUGCUCAUUCUCCGUUGAUCCAGCCUCAAGAUGUGGAACCUCCAGACCUCGCUGCCAUCCUGGCAUACAAAAAUAGCGACCAGAAUAGCAUUCGUGGAAGCAUCAGAAGGGGCAGUGAGGCUGUUUCUUCAAUCUUUAAGUUUGGCAAAAAGGAUGGUGAUAACGAAAGCGCGUAUGAGAGUGACGAUCAGAGCAGCUCGCACGUUUAA